GUGAGCUUCAUACUUCCCACAGUCCAGAACCAGUUCUUCAGCUCACGAAAUGAACUCGACUGUCAGGAUUGUGGAUAAUUAUGAAGAAGCUCUUGCCAAAAACAUUGUGAUUGUUUGUCUUGGUUUUAUCAUUAAUGUCAUUAAUGGAAUGUUAGUAGUGACUUUUUUUUCUAAUACAAUGCUUUCAAGAGACUCCAGAUACAUUUUAUACAUUCACCUGGUAAUCAAUGACAUGCUCAUGAUAUGUGUAACAGUGAUUUUGUAUGUGUUGUCCUAUGUUUCACCACUUGUUAAUGUUUCGUGGUGUUGCAUAUUGGUGGUUCUUAGUUCAACCACCUUUAUGAUCACUCCUUUGAAUCUGGCUGGUAUGGCCAUAGAACGGUUCAUUGCGAUUUGUAAACCACUGCAUCACUCUCAGAUUUGCACUCCACAAAGGACCUACAUCUUUAUAUGUUUGCUAUGGGUUUUAGGAGCUAUACAUUGUCUGGCAGAUAUCAUUAUUUUACUUUUAACCCAGCCCAUAUCCUUCUUCAGUUCAUUUGUACCUUGCUACAUAACAUAUGUGUUCCCAUCCAAAGCCCACCAGGAACACACCACUGCUUCACAAGUCAUCUAUAUGUCUUUGGUGUGGAUAAUUCUCAUUUAUACUUAUUGCAGAGUCCUGUUUACUGCCAGAAAGGCAGUUUCAAAGGGUUCAGCUAAUAAGGCUCAGAGUACUAUACUGUUGCAUGGUGUCCAGUUACUUCUUUGUAUGCUUUCCUAUAUCGCCCCAUUUAUGUACAUAAUUAUUACUCCCGUUUUUCCUCAACACAGAGCUAAUAUCGGUUUCUGUAUUUAUCUGCUCACAAUUAUUAUGCCUAGAUUACUGAGUCCUUUGAUAUAUGGGGUCAGAGACCAGAAGUUUAUGAAACAAAUGAAGGAAUACUUUACAUGUAAAGUUAUUAAUGUAAAGAUUGUGCCAUCAAAAUUAUGAUGUUUAUUUAGCUACAUUUAAUUUAAAAACAAAAUAUUUAUUUGCAUUUCUGUUUAAUUAUGACAUUUGUUUUAUUUGAUAUUUGAGAAUCUUUACAGUGGCCUAAAAAUGUUUCAUACACUUAAACGUGAAAGUGUAUGAAAGUGAUUGAAUAAACAUAAACAUAAACAUUGAUCAAACAUGUGGCAUACAAACAAAUAAUGAAUUGACUUUGCUCAAUGUCUUUUAGUCUAGUGGAUGUAUGAAAUCAGUUCUCCUGAAGUUCACACAGUAGUUAAUCACUUUAACUAGGGAAAUUAUCCAUUAAGAAAUCUUUUGUCUUUAUUUUGAACAGUAUCUAUUAUUUUAUCAAUUAAAAUGUCUUCA
Megalobrama amblycephala (Wuchang bream) is the source of this 1339-nucleotide messenger RNA. RefSeq names its product odorant receptor 131-2-like. Gene Ontology annotation, molecular function: G protein-coupled receptor activity. Gene Ontology annotation, biological process: G protein-coupled receptor signaling pathway. The record is from RefSeq and is a predicted model, not a curated record. NCBI's taxonomy places the organism in Eukaryota, Metazoa, Chordata, Actinopteri, Cypriniformes, Xenocyprididae. The transcript has 2 exons. Gene Ontology annotation, cellular component: membrane. Bases 50 to 973 code for a protein of 307 amino acids.